GGUAAUGUAAUGCCUAAGGUCAUUGGUCCAUAAAGAUCACAUGACUUGGCUUUUCCACUUCCAUUGCACCUUGGCGCUCACUCCUCCUCAGCGCAGCCAGCGGUAGCAGCUAGUGUCAGGUGUCCAGCAGGUUUCACAAAGGAGUGACUCAACGGAAGUUCCCCCAGUUGUCAGACAGUUGUCAGAUAUGGAAAGUGGUCCCUUUAACCGAAGGUCCUGGGCGACACAGUCCUUGCGUGUCACUGCCAAGGAAAUUUCACUGGUUGGUGGCCGAGGGAAAAGCAACGCCAUCGCUGAACGCUUCUCCAAGUACCAAAAAGCUGCUGAAGAGGCAAGUGGAGAAAAGAAGAAAGGGUCCAUUGAGAGUACUACAUCCCUCCGCUCUGGAAACCUUAGUGUUCUGAAGAAGCGCUGGGAGCAAGCAGGAAACCUAAAGCAAGACAAAACUCCAUCUGUUCCACCUCCAACCAAGUCCAGCUUUCGCCACAGGCCUCCAGCUCUGUCCAAGCCUCCUUCUAUCAGCGAGGACAGCCCUCCAGUGAAGAGCCCUGCCCCACUGACCGAUCAGGGAAGUCAGCGAGCAGGCACACGAGUCCAGCAGAAGCGUGCCACUACAGAGGUGGAAGACCAGAGAGAAAUGGACAGGGAUGAGCUUUUCAACAGCAGAGGAACCGAAAAGCUUGAAGACGAAGUUCCCACCAGCCCGCAUGCCACAUAUGAAAAACCCAGAGUGCCACUGAACAACCUGAAGAUGAAGUUUGAGAGAGGAGAGGAUGCUGUAGUCAAGGGAGGAAGGACAAAGCUACGCAGCGCCUCAUUAGAGGACGCUGACCAGCAUGGCAGUCCGUCUGACAAAGUGCUGGAGUCUUCAUCCCUGAAGGAGAAGAUGGCAAAGUACCAGGCUGCUCUUUGUAAACAGGGUCCACCUCCAGAAAUGUCUCCUACAAAAACAUCUGCACCUGUAAUUGAGAAACACCCGCACGCCAAGGAGUGCAACGGGGAGAGCACCCAACAGCGGAAAGCACCCAGGAAGUUCAGCCCACCAGUGAAGGAGACCUGCAUCGCUUGUGAGAAGACAGUGUACCCGCUGGAGAGGAUGGUGGCUCAUCAGCACAUUUACCACAAAAGCUGCUUCCGCUGCUCCCACUGCAGCACAAACCUCAGUCUGGGGAACUAUGCUUCUCUUCAUGGUAACAUCUACUGCAAGCCCCAUUUCAACCAGCUUUUCAAAGCCAAAGGCAACUACGACGAAGGCUUUGGCCAUCGUCCUCACAAAGAGCUGUGGGAACCACGGGCUGACGAAGAUGAGAGCGAGGAAGCACCAAAACCAAAAGACCAAGUGCCACCGGUGGUGGAGAAAAAUCCAGUGGAGAGUAGCACUGAUUUGGAGCCACCCCCCAAUGGGGAAACAUCCCCACAGGUUAAGGUGACUGACCUCACCGCCCUGAUGGAAACACGAGUGCAGACUAAUGCCACCUCUGGGGAGAAAGCUCCGCCCACAGACAGGCCUGCUGAGACCCGCAGGCUGAGGGUGGCCUGGCCUCCUCAGGCCAGCGAGGGCCAGACUGGUACGCCACUGAGUCCAGUUACCGAGGGGGCUCCAUCAAGCCGACCCUGGAGAGCCAAGUGGCCUCCAGAGGAUGAGGCUGCGCCGUCUUUCCAGAGCAGCGAGCGGGCUGAGAUAAAGAGCCUGAGGAGAAGUGCCUCUUUAAAGGAGCGCAGCCGGCCUUUUACUGUCGCAGUCAAGCCCGAAAAGGCCGCCAAUAUGGGUCCAAGGGAGCCUCGUCGUCCUCUCAAAUCUCUUUUGGAAUGGAGAGCUUCAUUUGACGAGAAUAGAUCAUCUGAAGGAAAGCCCAAAGAAAAUAACCAAGACCACCACCAAGUGAAACCACAGGAAAAGGAAGAGCAGAAAAUGCCGAAAACACAAAGUGAAGAUACAGCAGUUCCAAGUAAAACCCUCUCAGAGGAUGUUGAGAGUCCACCUAAACAACAGGAAGAAAGAUGUGAACAAGCACAAACAGGAAAUGCAACAGUGGACAAGAAGGCUGUGGAGGAGGGGUCUUCCAGAAGCACCACUCUCCAAACGUCACCGCCCGUCUCUCCGCCCGCACAACCCAAACAGAACCGCACCUCCCAGGAUGUGGGCUUCUGGGAAGAGGACAAAGAAGGAAGUGAGGCUGAGGAGCUGAGUCCAGAGGAUAUAAUCAAGAAGAACCGCCACUACGAUGAGGAGGAGGAUUCUGAGGCAUAACAGCCCCACGACAUCUCACACAAAACACUUACAGUCAUGUUUUCUCAUUUCUUGGACCAAAUAUAAAUGUAGCUUUGUGGGGCGUUAUUUUGUUACUGGAUAGAUACAGAACCGCGUGAUCGCUGCAUAUUGCGAGAACAGCCUUUCAUUUUUUAAGUGGAAAUGUCUUAUUGUUUCUUUUUUUAAGUUUUAAUCAUAUCGGGAGGGGAAAAAGUCACACCUCAGUUAUAUCCUUGGAUUUUACUGGAAGAUUUGCCUAAUCUUUUCUUUGACAAAGCAAAAAUAACCUAAAACUGUAUUUUUUAGCAUGUGCUGGGUAUCAGCUAACCUCCAAGAGCAAAAUCAUUUCCUCUCUCAGGGAUGAAAAAGCUGUCUUUUUGUUACCCCCUUAUGGCCAUGCCUAUGUACUGUAUCCCCUUUUUUGGAAAUUUAAACAUUGACGUGAGUUUUUUAAAGGAUUUUUGGACCUAGAUUUUUGGUGCAGUUACAGAGGAGUAUGAUUAAACCAUAAGGAUACUUUUCUAUGAAAUAUGUACUGUAAUACGUAUCCCGGCUUCUUUUGACAGCUUAAACACACAGCUCUGCAGCCAUCAAUAGCAAAGGGACCACCUUGUUUAUUUUUAAAUGAGCCUAUUCAUAGAUUUUGAUGAGCGUAAGUCCGGUUGCAUUACAUUUUUAGAAAAUGCAACUUUGGAAGCAAUUGUCUUGAAAUAGUCGGAUAGCAUUCCAUCAAAGAUCACUUAAACAACCAAAGCUUCAACUUAAUUCCUUAAACAUCUCCUGGGGCCUUCUGAAAGUUAGACAUUUUCAAUGUAAUCAAAAUUGUAUAUAAACCUUUCACUGUAUUUUAUUAUAUGGAAUAUGUUUGCACAAGUUUUUUUUUUAGAAUUUGUUUGAUGAUUCAAAAUUAAAAUGCUCCUGAGGUCUCCUAAAGUUGUCUUAUUUAUUGAUAUGCAUUCUUUCGAACUUUGAAAGCUCACUAUUAAGGAUGCUAAAUAUGUUAUGUUAUGUUAUAUUCUCAGAUUCAACACAU
Menidia menidia (Atlantic silverside) is the source of this 3284-nucleotide messenger RNA. The record is from the annotation of a GenBank genome assembly. Lineage: Eukaryota; Metazoa; Chordata; Actinopteri; Atheriniformes; Atherinopsidae.